Messenger RNA from Notolabrus celidotus (New Zealand spotty), 636 nucleotides. RefSeq names its product cilia- and flagella-associated protein 251-like. NCBI's taxonomy places the organism in Eukaryota, Metazoa, Chordata, Actinopteri, Labriformes, Labridae. The transcript has 2 exons. The annotation marks the transcript as partial. The record is from RefSeq and is a predicted model, not a curated record.
CAAGAAGAAGGAGAAGAGGAUGAAGAAGAAGAAGAAGAAGAAGAAGGAGAAGAGGAUGAAGGAGAAGAGGAUGAAGAAGAAGUAGAAGAAGAAGAAGAAGAAGAAGAAGAAGAAGAAGAAGAAGAAGAAGAAGAAGAAGGAGAAGAGGAUGAAGAAGAAGAAGAAGAAGAAGAAGAAGAGGAUGAAGAAGAAGAAGAAGAAGAAGGAGAAGAGAAUGAAGAAGGAGAAGAGAAUGAAGAAGGAGAAGAAGAAGGAGAAGAGGAUGAAGAAGAAGAAGAAGAAGAAGGAGAAGAGGAUGAAGGAGAAGAGGAUGAAGAAGAAGUAGAAGAAGAAGAAGAAGAAGAAGAAGAAGAAGAAGAAGAAGGAGAAGAGGAUGAAGGAGAAGAGGAUGAAGAAGAAGAAGAAGAAGAAGAAGAAGAAGAAGAAGAAGGAGAAUAAGAAGAAGAAGAAGAAGAAGGAGAAGAGGAUGAAGAAGAAGAAGAAGAAGGAGAAGAGAAUGAAGAAGAAGAAGAAGAAGAGGAUGAAGAAGAAGAAGAAGAAGAGGAUGAAGAAGAAGAAGAAGAAGAAGAAGAAGAAGAAGAAGAAGAAGGAGAAGAGGAUGAAGAAGAAGAAGAAGAAGAAGAAGAAGAAGAAGAA